UGUGUGCCAGCCUGUCACAGAGAGAGACCGCCCUGGAGGGCAAGAGGGAUUAAUAUUCAUGCACGCCGCCGGCCACCUCUGGUGAUCGGCGCCUUCUCCCAAACUCCUGGACACCCGCUUUCAUAUCCGGACCGUACCUCGCGCCCGCACAACACAGCCUCGCCACCAUGCGUUUCUCCAGGCUUGUUGUCUUGGCCCUAGCGCCCCUUGGCCUAGCCCAGCGCACCGCCGAGCCGUCAACGACGCCGUCCGUAACGCCACCCACAACGAACUCUAGCACUCCCGCAGCAGCAGCACCAGCGGUGCCCCUUUGUGCUGCAAAAUGUCUAGCCCUAGGCGUCACCAGAUCCUUCUGUGCCACGGUGACACCCGCCGCCGAGCAGAGAAAGUGCACAUGCUCCAACCAGGAGCUGCAGCUCGACGUGGCCACGUGCGUGGCGGCCAACUGCACCGUCAAGGAGUCGAUCCGGUUCCAGGGCGUCUCCAAGGCCAACUGCGGCGUGCCCGCCCGUGACGAGUCCAAGAGGUACUACGUCGUCACCAUCGUCUUCGCCGUCGUCGCCUGGGCGCUGGUGCUCAGCCGGAUCGGCUUCAAGUACUUCGCCCUGGGCGCGCACGAGCUCGGCUGGGAUGACCUCUUCAUCUUCCUGACGGCCGCCAUCACCAUCCCGAGCGCCGUCAUCACCUGCAACGGCACCCUGCCCAACGGCCUGGGCAAGGACAUCUGGAUCGUGCCGGUCGAACACAUCUACAUCUUCCUCGAGUUCUUCUUCGCCAUGACCAUCUUCUACUUUGUGCAGGUCGGCAUGCUCAAGAUGUCGCUGCUCUUCUUCUACCUGCGCAUCUUCCCCGCCAAGCCCGUCAAGCGCAUCCUGUGGGCCACCGUCGCCGUCAACGCCCUGGUCACGGUCCUGUACGUGAUCCUCGACGUCGUCCAGUGCGCCCCCAUCAGCCUGUUCUGGACCAAGUGGGACGGCGAGUCGAACUCCAAAUGCAUCAUGGAGAUCAACGACCUUGUCGUGUCCAACGCCGUCAUCAGCAUCGUCCUCGACCUGUGGAUGUUGGCCGUCCCAACCUGGCAGCUCAGGGGCCUGCAGCUGCACUGGAAGAAGAAGGUUGGCGUUGCCGCCAUGUUUGCCGUGGGCACUCUAUUCACCAUCCUGAGCUGCGUCCGUCUCGAGAUCCUCAUCCGGAUGGGCAAGAACCCCAAGAACCCGACGUACGACCAGCUCGAGAUCUCGACCUGGUCCACCAUCGAGAUCACCGUCGGCAUCAUCUGCGCCUGUAUGCCGACCUUCCGCAUGCUCCUCGUGCGCCUCUUCCCGCGCCUCGGCAACGUCACCUCGCGCGGCUACGCCCGCGGCGGCGGCGGCGGCAGCGGCGGCGGCGGCGCGGGCGGGUACGGCUCCAGCUACGCAAAGGGCAGCCGCAGCCGCAGCACGGGGCCCUCGGUCACCCUCGGCUCGCGCAGCGCCCACGGAGGCUCCGUCGGCGGCGGCGGCGGCGGUGGCCAAAUCCCGCUCAAGGAUUUGAAGACGCCCAGCGCCACCAGCAGCGUCGCCCGCCCCGCGUCGCCAGCCACGCCCAGCUCCAUCCCCGCUGGCGCCAUCCGCAUGCAGACAGAGUACACGGUCACGUCGGCGCCGCACUACGUCACCGCCGGCCAGUCGCCGCUAUCGAGGAACGGGCUCCAGACGCGUGAGGGCGAGCACAUGCGGGACGAGUACGACGACCAGUCCAGGCUGGUCAUCCAGCGGAAUACACCGUCGCCCGAGCUCACGAGGCAUAAGGGGACCAUGAUUUAAUCGUUUUUUUUUUUUUUCGGGAGGACAGAUGCAGUCCGCAGUAGUGUAUAUCCCCGCAAACUAGCAUUGGAGUUUUAGGCAGUAUGGUGUUUCUUUUGUUCUUUUACUGGGAGAUUCUUGGGGGGCAUGUUUUGGCGGAUUUUUGCCUUGUUCUACUAUACCUGAUACCUUCACUUCUGAAUUUCAUUCCGAGUACCCCCAAUCUUUGCCUGGGUAUCUAUCUACCUAUUUAGUCGAUAACGAGCGUCACGGUUUUCUCAUUACCUGCACAGCAUCAAACGAGUAACAUGCAACAUGACUGGGCC
Molecule: messenger RNA, 2110 nt
Organism: Gaeumannomyces tritici R3-111a-1
Lineage: Eukaryota; Fungi; Ascomycota; Sordariomycetes; Magnaporthales; Magnaporthaceae
Exons: 3
Coding region: 168-1805 (545 amino acids)
Source: RefSeq, a predicted model, not a curated record